CUUCAUAUAUCCAAAUCCUCCAUACUUUUGGUUUGCAAUCCUUUCUUUCGUUUUGUAUGAUGAAAUCGCAUUUGGCCGUUUUCUUCAUCACUUGUUUCCUCUUUUGCGCCUACAUUAUGACUAGCGACUCCGUUUACACUCUACCGUUCCCUUUCCCUCCCGACCAAGUUGAGAUUCUCUUGGCUUUGAAGGAUGAGUUCCCAUCCUUCGAUUGUGACCUCACUUGGAAACUCGAUUACUUUAGUCGAAGGGACACUAGAGCAAAUAUAAGCUCCUGGACCAAAGACUCUGACUCUUUUGAUGGUGUUUCCUUUGAUAGCGAUACCGGUGUAGUGAGCGCGCUGUCCCUUGGUCGUCAAUGUCUCACUAGUCUCAAGGCUAAUAGUAGCCUUUUCAGAUUCCAACACCUAAGGUACCUCGAUCUCUCUGAAAACCAUUUUUACUCGUCCCCUAUCCCAUCCGGGUUAGACAGACUCGCCUCCUUGGAAUCCUUGGAUCUUAGCAAAAAUGGUUUUAUAGGAGAAGUUCCAUCCUCCAUAAGUAACCUAAGCCGGUUGAAAAACUUAUACCUUUCAGAUAACAAGCUCACCGGUCGUAUUCCCCAUCUACGUAACUUAACCCUUCUUGAAAAUAUAGACCUAUCUUAUAAUAAUUUUUCGGGAACCAUUCCUUCUUACCUAUUCACCAUGCCUUUGCUACUUUCUCUUGACCUACGCCAAAACCAUCUUAGUGACCCUCUUGAAAAGAUAAAUUCUUCUACAACCUCUGAUUUUUUAGGUUUAGACAUGGCCUAUAACUUUUUGAGUCAUCGAAUCGUCGAACCUAUCUCAAAAUUAGCCAACCUCGUGUAUCUUGACUUAUCUUUUCAGAAGACACCCUACACAUUCAAGUUCGAUUUAUUGCUCUUCAAGUCUCUAGAACGUUUGGAUCUUUCCGGAAAUAGUGUGUCCGUGGUUGGUACGGCUCCGGAAAAUUUGACACAUCUAUACUUGUCGAGCUGCAACAUCACCGAGUUCCCUAUGUUUGUUAAGGACUUACAAGGUCUAUCGUGGUUGGACAUUUCCAAAAAUAGAAUUAAAGGGAAAGUGCCUGAGUUGUUAUGGAAUCUGCCUUCUAUGGUCCAUGUAAAUCUCUCUCAAAACUCCAUCGAUUCCUUGGAAGGUACGCCAAAACUAAUCCUUAAUUCGUCGAUUUCACAGUUAGAUUUGAGUUCAAAUGCCUUCAAAGGAUCUUUUCCUAUUAUUCCACCUUACGUCAACAUCAUGGAUGCAUCAAAUAAUUAUUUCACUGGAGGCAUACCUCUUGCAUUCUGCAAUAGAUAUAAACUGAAUCUCCUCGAUCUAUCAAACAACAACUUCGGUGGGUCAAUUCCAAGAUGUUUGACAAAUGCAUCACUAAGACUAGAAGCGUUGAAACUCAGCAACAACAACCUCACUGGGAGACUUCCGGACAUAGAAGAUGGCUUAGUACUACUUGAUGUUGGCCACAACCAAAUAAGUGGGAAGCUUCCAAGGUCUCUAGUAAACUGCACAACCCUAAAGUUUCUAAAUGUGGAAGGAAACCGCAUCAACGACACUUUCCCUUUCUGGCUGAGGGAUUUAUGGAGUCUUGAAGUCAUUGUUCUGAGAUCAAACAGAUUCCAUGGUCCUAUAUCUUCUCCUGAGAUUUCUCUUUCGUUUACCGCACUGCGGAUAAUCGACAUAUCGCGUAACAGCUUCAACGGGAGCCUGCCACAAAACUACUUUGCGAAUUGGAGUGCACCUUUGGUUAAUAUCCCACAAGGCUAUCGUUGGCCAGAGUAUACAGGAGAUGAACACUCUAAAUACGAGACUCCACUUUGGGCUUAUCCUUCCGUUCAUUUGAGAAUCAAAGGACGAAGCAUAGAGUUGGGAAAGAUCCCAGACACAUACACAUCAAUCGAUUUCUCAGGAAACAGUUUUGAAGGACAGGUUCCAGAAUCAAUAGGUUUCUUGAAAUCGUUGAUUGUUCUGGACUUAUCUAACAACUCUUUCACAGGUCAUGUUCCAUCGUCUUUGGCCAAACUCAAACAACUCGAGUCAUUGGAUCUGUCUCAAAACAAAAUCUCUGGAAAUAUACCUCAAGAGCUAAGAGACCUCACGUUCUUGGGAUAUGUUAACAUGUCACAUAACAGACUCACCGGUCAAAUACCACAGAGUACACAGAUUAGUGGCCAACCAAAAUCAUCCUUUGAAGGGAAUAUCAAUCUUUGUGGUCUUCCUCUUCAAGAGAGUUGUUUCAAGGCACCAUCAACACCACCACCACAGACACAAGAGCCAGAACUACCAAAGGAAGAACACGUGUUGAACUGGAAAGCAGCUGCAAUAGGCUCUGGACCUGGACUGUUGUUUGGACUGGUGAUCGGACAAGCCCUUGCUCAAUACAAACCUGUCUUGUUCCAUAAGUUAUUUCGUCUUUGAGAUGCAUUGUUUCUUCUUCUUCUUUUUCUUUUGGUGUUGAAUCAUAUA
Messenger RNA from Capsella rubella, 2486 nucleotides. RefSeq names its product receptor like protein 42. The record is from RefSeq and is a predicted model, not a curated record. The transcript has a single exon. Gene Ontology annotation, molecular function: protein binding. The coding region runs from base 57 to 2438 and encodes 793 amino acids. Lineage: Eukaryota; Viridiplantae; Streptophyta; Magnoliopsida; Brassicales; Brassicaceae.